AUCCAGUGUUUCUCCUAUUUGUCCCCAGGACGGAGGAAAGUCCAUUAUCUGUUUCCUGACGGGAAGGAGAUGGCAGAAGAGUACGAUGUCACCACCGAUCAGCUCCUGGUGAGGAAAUGGAGGGUGAGGAACGCGCUCGGAGCCCGAGGACAGUGGCAGUUGGAGGUGGGUGAGGAGGUCUCCCGUCCAGCCGGAGGCCUGGAGCAACAGCUCAUCCAGGAGAGCAGCAGUAAUCCAAUUUUCAUGAGGAAAGACACAAAGAGUAGCUUCCAAUGGAGGAUCCGGAACCUUCCGUACCCCAAGAAUGUGUACAGUGUGACGGUGGAGCCCGAACACAGACGCUGCCUCGUCAAAACCUCCAACAAAAAGUAUUACAAGUCGUUUGACAUUGCGGAUAUGGACCGGUGCCAACUCCCACUAGAGAGCUCAGCGCUGAGCUUCACACAUGCCAACAACACCCUGAUCAUCUCUUAUCAGAAACCCAAAGCCAUCCUACAGCUGGAGGCUGAGGUGCUGCGGGAACUGAAGAAGAUGAAAAUGAGCUCAGAGGGCGAUGUGGAGUGUAACACACAGUGAGCUCGGAGUGUGGGGUGUAGGGGGAGUGUGAGUAGGGGGGUUAAUGAACGUAUAUAUAGUGUUAAACCUGCCAUAAGCUCAGGCACCCGCCAGGGUCUCUGCAAUCCCACCCUCGGCCUUUAGUAAAGCUGCUCGUUACAUGGUGCGUGAACCCUGUGUGGCACUGGCAGAGCGGAGACGUGACAAAGGGAUGGAGCUGGAGAGAGGGCGGGUGGGCCGGGCUGUGAGGCCCUGAUCCUCCGUUUGACAAUAUCUUUCAUCAAAUGAACGUGGGAUCUCCAAGCUCUGUGUAACCUUCACUGCAGUCUGAUGACCAGAAUUAUACCCUUACAUUUGACUCAAUGCUUUUAUGUCAGGAGGUAACCACAGGCUUCACAGGAUUCAGUGCAAAGUGGAGUGACUGUGUGUUUGUGGGGGUGAUGGCUUCUGGUCUGCAACUGGCUGUAACUUCCACAUUAGGUUCAAGAAUAUUAAAUAAAGUCUUCUGAAAUCUCA
Messenger RNA from Callorhinchus milii (elephant shark), 1071 nucleotides. RefSeq names its product protein DPCD-like. The record is from RefSeq and is a predicted model, not a curated record. NCBI's taxonomy places the organism in Eukaryota, Metazoa, Chordata, Chondrichthyes, Chimaeriformes, Callorhinchidae. The coding region runs from base 70 to 576 and encodes 168 amino acids. The transcript is spliced from 5 exons.